Messenger RNA from Astrephomene gubernaculifera, 1328 nucleotides. NCBI's taxonomy places the organism in Eukaryota, Viridiplantae, Chlorophyta, Chlorophyceae, Chlamydomonadales, Astrephomenaceae. The record is from the annotation of a GenBank genome assembly.
CCGGAGUCGUUGCUAGGCGUCCCUACAAGUCAAAGCAGUUGGUAACUUUUCCGUGGCACCUUGAACGUCCUUGUAUUACUGUUUUUGCAAUAGCCUAUGCGGAUGCACGACGAGUGAAGUCUCGCUUACUGUUUUGCUUACAGCUCUAACGCCGGUUACGAUACAAUUGCAUUGCGCUUAAGCAAGCAGGGGUCUGAUCGAAGGCUUCUCUUACUCCUAGGAAGCGACAUCCCAGAAGUCGCGUCGGAUUCACGUCAACAGGUAGUCCCCCGCAUUGGAGUCUACAUCCGGGCUGCCGCGGAUUCAUCGCUGCGCACAACAAACGUUGGAGGCGGUUCUUACCUUAGGAAGUAGCUACUUACAAUCGGCCUUGCCGAGUCAGAGACCAACCGCUCUGGAGGACUCUGCCGACGUGCAGUCUGCGUCACCUACUCAACCCCAACCAGCCUUCUGUUGUCGCCUAGCAACCUGUUUAACGAACGUAGCAGAACAGCUAAUCCCUAGCGCCUUACCGUUCCUUUGGUAGCGGGGAGGAAGCAUUUCAGCUACACUGCGUUACUGCCCUCCAGCCAAGCAUUGCAGCCUGGUAUAACGCCAUCCCUCACCAACAACCACAGCAGCGUAUCGGUGCCGCCAUGAAGGUGCUGGUGGCUAUCAAGCGCGUUAUCGACUAUGCGGUACCCAUCAGGGUCAAGGCAGACAAGAGCGGCGUGGAGGCGCUGAUGCCCAAACUCAGCAUGAACCCCUUCUGCGAGAUCGCGCUGGAGGAGGCGGUGCGGCUGAAGGAGCGGGGUGUGGCGAGUGAGGUGGUUGCGGUGUCGCUGGGGCCGCAGCACUUCCAGGACACGCUGCGCACCGCCCUAGCCAUGGGCGCCGACCGGGCCAUCCACGUGCCCUGGGGGGCCCCACCCGCCGCCCCACCCGGCCGGGGGGCGGCGCAGGGGGGUGGAGGGGCCGCCGCAGCAGCAGCCGGGGGGUCUGGUGUUGCUGGGCAAGCAGGCGAUCGAUGACGACUGCAACCAGACGGGUCAGAUGCUGGCGGGGUUGCUGGGCUGGCCGCAGGCGACCUUCGCGUCCAAGGUGGAGGCUGCCAAGGGCGACCCACGGGUCAGGGUCACCCGCGAGGUGGACGGCGGACUGGAGGUGUUGUCGCUGCCCCUCCCCGCAGUCAUCACCGCCGACCUGCGCCUCAACACACCCCGGUUCGUGACGCUGCCCUCCCUCAUGCGCGCCAAGAAGCGCCCCAUCGAGGUCGCCCCCCUGGAGCAGCUGGGGCUGGCGGCGGCUGACGUGGCGCCGCAGCUGGAGGUGGCGGGGGUGGAGGCGCC